UCUCUGUUGUUGCACGUGUGCUGCAAAGCAAACAACUGCAACGUUAGCAUCGUCAGUCUGAUAUUGUGUAAUCAAACACAUUUAUCAAACUUUUCAGUACAACCGUGUGUCGUAUCACUCGUAUCAGGAUAUUAAUGGCUGCGUGAAAACUCUUAUGAAAAUGAAGAAAGACCGAGCAGUGUCAGUGUAGUCCUGUGGUUUCUCCGUAUUCCAGUGUGCAGCGUCUCAGCAGAUGCCAUGAAUGAAGCAUGUUCUAUCUAAUCCAUGACAGACUCUCCAGGUGUACUGAUACGGUGUACGGGAUGAGCUCGGGAAAUAGCUGCGACAGUCUCAGCGACUCACCUAUAAGCCCGAUAAGAGUGGUGGGACCAACAGCACCCAGAAGAGGACCACCUAAAUUCAAACAGAGAAUGACAAGGCAAUUCAAAAGCAAACCUCCCAAGAAGGGAGUCAAAGGAUUUGGAGAUGAGAUCCCAGGAAUGGAUGGUCUUGGGACUGACUUCACCGUGGUGUGUCCGUGGGAAGCCUUUAGCCAUCUGGAGUUGCACGAGCUCGCCCAGUAUGGUAUUAUUUGAACUGGACAACUGGAAGAUGUGUCACCUGGACUUGUUUAGUGGACUAGACUAGUUCCACCUCUGGAUCCCAAAUGAGGGAUGCUGCAAAUGGACACUUGCACCAUUGCCUUGAAACAGUUGUAUAAACGCCAAACCACCAGCCUAUGAAUGCACAAUACAUAAUGUAGUGACUAGGAGGAAUUAGGUUUAUGAAGGUUUAUAGCAGGGAUGCCCAAACUCGGUCCUGGAGGGCCUGUGUCCUGCAGAGUUUAGCUCCAACCCCAAUUA
Messenger RNA from Sinocyclocheilus rhinocerous, 842 nucleotides. RefSeq names its product retinal cone rhodopsin-sensitive cGMP 3',5'-cyclic phosphodiesterase subunit gamma-like. Gene Ontology annotation, biological process: positive regulation of epidermal growth factor receptor signaling pathway; visual perception; positive regulation of G protein-coupled receptor signaling pathway. Lineage: Eukaryota; Metazoa; Chordata; Actinopteri; Cypriniformes; Cyprinidae. Gene Ontology annotation, molecular function: 3',5'-cyclic-nucleotide phosphodiesterase activity; cGMP binding. Bases 249 to 575 code for a protein of 108 amino acids. The record is from RefSeq and is a predicted model, not a curated record. The transcript is spliced from 5 exons. Gene Ontology annotation, cellular component: photoreceptor outer segment membrane.